AAUACCCCAAAAUACGUCAGAGGUUUUGGCAGCCCGUGGGUGAACUAUUUUCUUCAUUGUUGACCUUUCCUAAAUCUUAGGUGUAAUUAUUUCAUCAUUAGGAGUAUUCAGACUGUAUCAUAAUAAUCUAGUUAAUAAUUAAUUUAUCAGUACGAUGGACUCUGAAGACGACACGAAAGACGAUGUGGAUUCUGGUAACGAAUCGAGCGGAGACGAUGUCGACUUUGUCAUGGACGAGACUCACAGUACAAGGGAACGGCAAACGGAACUCGAAGAAUACCCAUACGAAGUGUUAUCUACGGAGGAAAUCGUCCAACACAUGGUUGAUUGCAUCAAAGAAGUCAAUACAGUAGUUGAGAUACCAGCCACAACAACACGUAUACUUCUGAAUCACUUCAAAUGGGACAAAGAGAAGCUAAUGGAAAGAUUCUAUGAUGGAGAUCAGGACCAGUUGUUUGCCGAGGCUAGAGUUAUAAAUCCAUUUAGGAAACCAGUCAUACAAAGGCCAAAGUUACCCAGAAGGAUAUCAACAUCAGGGACAGAGGAAUGUGAAAUAUGCUUUACAAUACUUCCUACUUCUAUGAUGACAGGGUUAGAGUGUGGACACAGAUUUUGCACGCAGUGCUGGUGUGAAUAUUUAACAACUAAAAUAAUGGAAGAAGGCUUAGGACAAACGAUAGCGUGCGCGGCGCACGCGUGCGACAUCCUGGUGGACGACGCGACGGUGAUGCGGCUGGUGCGCGAGCCGCGCGUCAAACUCAAAUACCAGCAUAUUAUCACUAAUAGUUUUAUUGAGUGCAACAGGCUACUGCGCUGGUGCCCGUCGCCGGACUGCAGCAACGCGAUCAAGGUCGCGUACGUGGAGGCGGCGCCCGUGACGUGUCGUUGCGGACACACCUUCUGCUACGCCUGCGGCGAGAACUGGCACGACCCCGUGCGCUGCUGUCUGCUCAGGAAGUGGAUCAAGAAAUGCGACGACGACUCGGAGACGUCCAACUGGAUAGCGGCGAACACGAAGGAGUGUCCGAAGUGCAACGUGACGAUAGAGAAGGACGGCGGCUGCAACCACAUGGUGUGCAAGAACCAGAACUGCAAGGCGGACUUCUGCUGGGUGUGCCUCGGGCCCUGGGAGCCGCACGGCAGCAGCUGGUACAACUGCAACAGAUACGACGAGGACGAGGCGAAGGCGGCGCGCGACGCGCAGGAGCGCUCCCGGGCAGCGCUGCAGCGCUACCUGUUCUACUGCAACCGGUACAUGAACCACAUGCAGUCGCUGCGCUUCGAGUCCAAGCUCUACGCGUCUGUCAAGGAGAAGAUGGAGGAAAUGCAGCAGCACAACAUGAGUUGGAUUGAGGUGCAAUUCCUGAAGAAGGCAGUGGACAUCCUCUGCCAGUGCCGGCAGACGCUGAUGUACACGUACGUGUUCGCGUACUACCUGCGCAAGAACAACCAGUCGGUCAUCUUCGAGGACAACCAGCGCGACCUGGAGUCGGCCACCGAGACGCUGUCCGAGUACCUCGAGCGGGACAUCACCAGCGAGAACCUCGCCGACAUCAAGCAGAAGGUGCAGGACAAAUACAGAUAUUGCGACAGCCGGCGUAAGGUUUUACUGGAGCACGUGCACGAAGGUUACGAGAAGGACUGCUGGGACUAUACAGAGUAAACAUCUACUUCCUUGUCCGAUACACUCAUUUUACAUCUAGCUAUCUCUCUCACACCACUCAUGACCGCACGCUGAUACUUUGACAUAAACAUAGAUUAUGCCAAAUAUUUUGUCAAGUGUACAUAACGAGCCAGGAGCUUAAAAAAAAUUUUAACAGUUUUCAAUUCAUUGUUUUUUUUUUUUUUGCCACAAUAUAGGGAAAAUAAUAUGAUAACAUACUCAGAGAAGGCUUGUCAUAUAAUAUAAAAAAAGUAUAUUUUAUAAUACGUGAGUUAGUAUAAUUUUUCAUUUGAAUGUUUUACGUAGAAUUUGUAGUUUUUAGACAGCCUCCGUGGUUAUUAUCUUCGAUGGCAAUUGAGUUUUUAUUAUAUUGGUUAUACAGAGUGUAUUGCUACUGUGACAUUGUGGGGUAAUUGAAAAAAUAAUCAAGGUACAGAAGGUACUCGAAAUCUGAAUAUUUUUUCAUAAUUUUCCAUUUUGUCCUAGUUAAAUAAAACAUUUGCGCCAGGUAUAACAAUUGUAUUGCAUCGACCGAUCACUUACCAUUAGGUGAGAUUGUCAAGGGCUAACUUGUAAAGAAUUAAAAAAUAAAUAGAUCGACCCAAACACGGGAAAUAGUAAUAUGAAGUGCUUUCAUUUAAUUAACAAUGAAUAAUAAUAAUUAAUUUAAUUACCACAAUUGAACAUUGUGGUGUCAACAUCUAAGGAUUCUACGGUUUUGUCUGGUAUUAUUGCCCCUUGGAUUUGUCCGUUUUUCCGUAAAACAAAUGAUUUUUCAUAAUGAACUAUCGCUAAAUAACGCCUGCAAUAUUUCAUUUUUUACUAUAAAGAUAUACAGUCUAUUUAGUUCAUUUUAGAGUUUUAUUUAGCUAACUAAGCUCUAGUAGGUACGUAGGAAAAAUCAUCACGUUUGUAGUAUAAUUGUAUUUAAUUUAGAUAGUCACAAUGAAUUAGGUUUUAUUAUUUUUGGCAACACUACAUGCGACCAUGUAUAAUAAAUAGUACGUAGACAUAAGGUCUCAGACCAAAUUCAUAUGGACUUGUAUUGCACCCAAAUAACAAAAUUGUCUGUAAUCUUUUGAGGGGGACGAGGUAUUUUAAGCUCACACAUCAAAAAUAUUUAACAAAAAUUAAUAUUUUUUGUGUCCUUGCAAUACACACCACUAUAAAUUUGAAACGCAAUACACACAUGUGUACUUUUUACACAGUCUAACAAACACAUCGUUUAGACGCGUUUGUUAGUCGGUGACGUGCGUAAACGUUCUGAGCACUUAAAAUGUCGUUGGUUAAAAAAGGAAUAUUUACGAACAGCACUUCAAGUCCUCUACAAACUAUUUGUAUAUCAAACAUCUAUACCCACAUCCUUCCAUCCAUCUUGAAGAAACAAAAAAAUAUCAUUAGUUUGAUUCAUAAGUAUGUAUCUAUCUAUCGCGGCCGGUAUCAAUCAAUUGUCCAUCGAUGCUAUAACCUUGAAAUUUCAAUGCGCUCGAGUUAUCCGUUCUAAAGCUCUAGACUCUGGAGUCACACAGCGGGUGAUGAAACGAGCUAUGCUCGGAGUAUCUCUGCGUGAUCGAAUCAGAAAUGAGGAGAUCCGCAGAAGACUCGAAAGUCACUGACCAUAGCUCAACGAGUCGCGAAGCCGAAGUGGCAAUGCGCGGGGUUGUUGUAGUUCCAAGGUGCUGGAAUGGCGGCCCAAGAUCGUGAUGUUUGGAAGUACCUACAAAAGGCCAAUGUCUUGCAGUGGACGUCCAUCGGCUGAUAUGAUGAUGAGUGUGAUUGUUUGAAUGUGGAAAAUUAGUUACAACCUCAUAUCACUCUAUGUCAAGGCAAUAAAAAUGGCGUUUUCUUCCAAAAUAUAAGUUAGUAUUGAUAAAGGAUACAUACAAUUAUUUUUAUACAAUACGACACUCCGUAUGUUAUCUUAUAUAUAACUUAUGACGCAAUGUACUUGAAAGAUACAGUAAUUAUCGUUUACAGGAAUAAGAUUUUCUUGAAUUUUCAAUAUAUCAUCGAUCUCCUAUUAAAAAGUGGAUGCACAAUCAGCGACCAAAAAACGUCUCCACUCAAUGAGUGUCAAACACAAUUUCUUGGCACUCAAUUGAAGUAGUCGCAUUUGCAAAUUCAACCUUAAACUCAAUCCUUAAGGGUUCUAUUGAACAUUGGACUAUAUUUAAAGGUGGUUAAGUAUAAUUUUCUUUACCAAUUCUAAAACUGUCAAAGCAAAAUUGGCCAGUUUUUAAGUGAAAUUUUCUACAUGACUGUGCGUCCUUUUAUUAUAAGAGAUCAAUGGUGUACAUGCAAGGUGAUAAUGUUACGCGUUUACGUUAUUUCUUUUGCUUUGAUGCGUGCCCCACGCUAUAUAGUUAGAAAUCCAGCAUGAAAAAUAUAUACCCUCAUCUGUUAUUUAUUUGGGAUAACAAAUAAAUGAUGGAAAAUAUUCAUAUUAAAAAAAAAAAUUAACAGUAGUUAAUAUAAUAUACCCAAAAGAAUUGAUAAAUUAAAGGUUGCCUGCUUUUACACUGCAACUGUGGGGUUGCCAGGUAUAAAAAGUCAAGUAAUGUUAUUUAUAUACCCUCAUCAGUUAUUUAGUUGUCUAAUAUCUCAAAUAAAAUGUGCUUAAUAUAAAUGUACUAGGUUGCCUUUGAUCUAGUUCAUGGUUUCCUAGAUUUUGUAUGAAAAAUGUGUUUGUAUGCAAUUUAACUAGGCAACCUAUUUGCAAUGUGUGAAUAUUGUCUAUCAUUUAUUUCCUAUUACUAAUAAAUAACAGAUGAGGGUGUAUAUUUCUAAUGCCGGAUCGUAGACUGAUAUGACGUCUCGAUAUGCUUAUCAUUGCUUAUGCUUUGUUCAUUUUGAUCGCAUUUUAUGUAUAUUUGUUUAGAGUACCUAUUUAGUAAAAGUUUCUCCGUCAUAUUAUGUAAUUCAUAUUUGUAAUAAAAAUGUUUUGUAAUGUAAAAUGUCGGAUCUCUCUAAGUUUAGAUUUAAUUCAUACUAUGUUUCAUACAAACGUCUUAGUAUUCGUGUGUAAUAAGUUGUUAUUGUUGUCGAAUGAAAUGCCUUAAAACUGGAUAUCAGUUUAUUACUUGUAGAAUAACUUUUUCGACCAAGAAAUAAGCAAGCAAUAAAAAAUAUUUAGUGUGCCUUUUAUAUGUUAUACCGCGUUUAUUAUAAAAGAGGUGUUUCUUAUAAUUAAAUGUGCAAUUGAAUUUAAUACAUGACAAAAUACUCACGAGUAUACAUGUAUUCUUGAAUAUAGAGAAACUACUCUUUUAAAACUAACGUAAAAAAUUUAUUUACUCUUUGUGGAAUAAAUAAAUGGUUGAAAAUAUUAAUAAACAUUAUGCGAAACAAUGAUGUAUUUUAAAGGGAAAGGAAAGCAUAUUUGUUUAUGAUAGAAGAUCCUGCUAACCAGAGCAAGGCAAAAUAGUCCGAUUUCAAGCAUUAUCGUAUUAAAAAAAUGCUAAGGAACGUUACAAGAGCAAUAAAUACUCAUAAUGAAAACUUAUAACUGUUCCGUUUUGGAAUUCGGUACAUCGUUUUAUUAAAAUAAUGAAUUUGGAUGCAUUGCUAUUUUAAAAACAUAUAUGUAUAUAUUUUUACAUAUUAUGUGUAUAUUUAUUCAUGAUAAAAUAUGUUUAAAAUUGUAUGAAAAGUUCAUUCUCCUUUUAAUAGACCUAGUUUCUUUAAAGGUGGCCACUGAUAUGAACGUUCGGUCUAGGUGAAUAUUCGUUAAGAGUAAUUGUUACACUGAUACUGGUAACACCUGAAUAUUUAUGUCAAAUAUUUUCUGUUGUCCAGUCGUUAAUCUCCGAAAAAACACAUGAGCUCACUGCUCGCGUUUGCAUCUGGCUUAUAUUGUUACAUUCAAAAGUAUUUCUUAGUAACUGACUUUAUUCUGGACUAGCGGACGCCCGCGACUUCGUCCGCCCUUACACCUCUUUAAUCCAGCCCUUACAGUAGUAUCGCUGUAUAAAUGGAGUCAUUUUCCCGUCACUGCUCUGCUCCUAAUGAUCGUAGCGUGUUGAAAAGUAUACUAUAACCUGCCCAGGAGUAUGAAGAAUACUUGUACUAAGUUUUGUUAAAAUUCGUCAAGUAUUUUUUGUUUCUAUAACGAACAUACAGACAGAUAGACAAAAAUUUUACUGAUUGCAUUUUUGGCAUCAGUAUCGAUCACUAAUUACCCCCUUAUAGUUAUAUUGGAAAUAUAUUUCAUGUACAGAAUUGACCUCAUUACAGAUUUAUUACAGUAUAGAUUUCUGGGUACUUGUCUUUUUGAAGCCUAAGCAAAGGUUUUUGGCCAACAUAAUUACAAAUACCAGCCAAAUUUUCAGCCACAAACUCUUGCCCAAACGUGCUUCUAAUGCCGACGAGACCCACUUAGAGUAUAUGGCAAUUGGCAAAGCUUCUGCACUCGCCUCCUGUCGAUAUUGCGAUUCUCAACCACUCAUCUGUUAGAGCCAGCUGCUAGAGCGGGCGGCCAUAAGGAAACUAAGGACCGGUUUCACCACCUUUUAUAAUCUAACCGUAAGUUGUCACUUUCUUACAUUAUGUCAAAUGACAAAGACAAAAAUUGUGAAUAUGCUAUCAGACUCGUAUCUUAUGGUGGUGAAAACGGCUCUGAAAAAUCCAAAAACCAAAUGUUCGAAGUGUAACAUGCUUACACGUAGCGAAUAUUCUUGUCAGUCGCCAACUUUAGAGUGUUUACACUGAACAAUGUUCGAUGAUUCUCAAUUGUACUGUUCAUUUCAAUCGCUUGUUCAGAAUUCAUCGCCUUUCCUGUGGACAGUGAUAUUAUAUUCAUCAUUCGAAUCACUUGAAAAGUCGUGGAUUGAAAAGAAAAAGAAAUGUGCUUUUGUAGUGUAAACGAUUGUGUAUAGCUUUUAAUAAUGUUGGCUUUAUUAUAUUAAGUUGGGUAACUUUGCUAUUCAAAUUGACGGAGAUUUUUUGGUUUUCUUUUUUGGACGCGUGCUUUAAAAUAAUUAUUUUUUUUGUGUGAAAUGAGAUAUUAUUCCCAUUUCCAGUUUUGUUGACUGGCAACAUUGAAAAACAAUGUUAUCCAACAUAAUCAUUGAAUGUUUUUAAAAACUAUCUUUGAAUCACACAGUGGCACAAUAUACCUAAUUAAUAACUGUCGGUUAAGGGGAAAAUGGAAAAAAAAUAUUUUUUACCAAAAAUCCUAUUUUUGUUAUUAGAAUACUGUUUACCGACUAUAAACUUUUAGCUAGUUCAAUAUACGAUAGUGUUUUUAUUCUGUGAUCAUAUUAUUUCGACGCCUCCAAGGCUAAGUUAAUUUAAUCGAUGACAAAGUAUCCCUCGAUAAUGCAAUGCUGGCAUAAUAAACUAAAAAAAAAGUUUUAAAUAUAAAAAAAAAUUGUAAAAUGUUUUAUUAACUGGCUCUGUAAAGCUGAAUUUAUCUUUAACAAUAAAAUUUUAAUAAGAAUAUGUUUGACAAAUUCUAAAUAUAUUUGUAUAAUAAUAGCUACAGACUGGCAAAAAAGUGUAGGAAGUAACUUUUUUCCCUCUUACAACACUGUUCAACUUGUCAGUUGUUAGUGUCUAUGCUGUCAAAAGUGAUUAUUCUGUCGGCAUAAAGGUUAUGUUGAUCUGGUUACGUUUACUUUUCUUGAAUUAGUGUUGCCAUGUUGGCGAUAGUGGCGCCUCUAUUAAUUUCUACUCUUUUUUGCCAGGCUAUAUAUAUAAUUUCACGCAUAAUCUAUUACGGAAGUGAUACCGCUGAACCUCUGCUUGGUUGUACAAUAAUUCUAGCACUACAACAUAUCUGCAACGGAUCGUGUAACUUUAGUCGGUACGGAUUGUGCAUAAACUUGCACUGCCAGUAAAAAAGUGGUUUAAUGUACUAAAUUGAAGCUUAGUGUGUGUUCACUUAGUGGACUAAGUAAUAGAGUAGGUGUGUCCCCCGUUACACCGUCGCGGCGUCGGUCGUCACGGUGUGAGCGGAGGACGUUCGGCACACACCCUGUACAUAAUAUAGAUGCUGUAUAAAUAUUUAUACUCUUUAAUUCACAAUAAUUGACGGGCAUCCUGUAUGUGUGUCGCGGUGGAGAUGCGUUUGUCUUAAGUAUUAAGACGGAAAUAAAAAUAGUAUCUAACAUUGAA
Bicyclus anynana (squinting bush brown) is the source of this 7777-nucleotide messenger RNA. It is a transcript of the gene ari-1, whose product is annotated as E3 ubiquitin-protein ligase ariadne-1. NCBI's taxonomy places the organism in Eukaryota, Metazoa, Arthropoda, Insecta, Lepidoptera, Nymphalidae. Gene Ontology annotation, biological process: ubiquitin-dependent protein catabolic process; protein polyubiquitination; positive regulation of proteasomal ubiquitin-dependent protein catabolic process. The transcript is spliced from 10 exons. Gene Ontology annotation, molecular function: zinc ion binding; ubiquitin conjugating enzyme binding; ubiquitin protein ligase activity. The record is from RefSeq and is a predicted model, not a curated record. The coding region runs from base 155 to 1663 and encodes 502 amino acids. Gene Ontology annotation, cellular component: nucleus; ubiquitin ligase complex; cytoplasm.